AUGGGGAAACAAACCCGAUCACUCCCGCUGGGAGUGGGUCUGGGUGUGGCCCUGCUGCUGAUGGCACUUACCAUCACCACCACUAUGGUCAGUGGAGAAUUCAUCUUUGAUGACGAUUUCGAGGAUCUGAUCGCGGACGAAUCGAACGUGGACGAAGAGCUGAUGCCGGGCUCGGUGUUGCUGCCCUCGGACGUGUUCAACGAUGGUAAACCUUUCCUGGUCGAGCGUGACCCUUCAACCGGGGCGCUCGAUUUCAUGCACAAGAAAACGGGCAAUCAGAUCGACCUGGACGACGCGAAGCCGUACGAAUCGAUCAAGGACAGCUAUGUGAGCGACAAGAAAGACGUCAUUGUGCAUCAUUCGACGCCAAACUUUCACGACUUUCUCAACCUGCCUAAGAUGUACUCGCCCGAGAACUUCGUCUCGAUAUCGAGCUCAUACGCGAACCUCAAGUACCAGGGUAUCAACAAAGGCUCGAACCACAGGGAUCCCGGUAACACCCACAUAGUGGCUGCCACCUCAGCAACUCCAGCACCUCCGACUGUCACAACAACUAGCACGGUUGCGACUCCUGCGGCUACCUCGACGCGGUACUUCUACAAUCGGCCACAAUACGGACGACCUGCUCAAGGUGGAGCAAGCUCUAAUUUAGGCUCUGGUUCCGGAGGGUAUUACAACUUCCCGGCUACAUCAGGGCGUCCUAUCACGAAACCCACUACAACGUCGACGACCUCAACGACAACCACGACGACAACGACAACACCUGCUCCAGAGACAACGACGGAGACGGCUAAACCGACAGCUACACCUCCGAAACAGCUGUUUACACGCUACCCUUACAAGAGCACGAUCAAGAACAAGUACCUCGAGACGUCCGAGCAGACGCGCAAGAAGUUCUUCCUUCCAUCAACGCUAGCUCUUCCAGGACCGACGACGACGACCACCACCACAACUACCACCACAGAGCGAGCUCCAUUGCGCUCUUCCACCUACUACGCGCCUUCUUCCAUCCGCCCACACUGGCCCUCUACCGGAAGUACCUUCCAGACGUCACAAACGACGCCUCAGAGCACGACAGCACCUGCCAAUCCCGUUCGUUUCGUGGAUGACUCGACGAACCAGUCGAAGAUCAAGUUCACAAUGCCAGCACUUAAGUACGAAGGUUCUCGGCCGGCUCCUUUCCGUCCGAUGGCGCCACAACAGGAUUCGGACCGAGAGACGGUGGCAGCAAGCUCAGCAAGCACCAAGAUUGAGCUACCGAAGAACCCAGCUGUCAUGUCGCUGUCAGACAUCUUCAGUACGAUUGAGCAGAAGAAACGGCUCGAGUCGCAGCAGGCGGAGACGAAUCGCGUUGAGGAGCAACCGGAUGAGGAUGAACCGUUGCCAACGACGGCUCCAGCGAUCGUCCUGCUGGAUGGCGGACCUGCUCAAAGACCGGCUACGACUGGACCUCGGAUCGUGCAAUCGAUCGAUCUGUCAGAUCAGUACGUUCGCUAUGAGGUACAUCCGCAGAUGCAGCAGCAACAGCAACAGCAGCAGUUCACCCAAUAUCACGUGCAGCAGCCAAACGGACACCGUCCUCAGCCACCAGCCAUGGAUGCAAUGGGAGAGCAGUAUGUGAAGUACGAGGUACAACAACCUCAGCUAAACGUGGUAAAAUACGGUGCCGUGCCGAGCAUGAACAGUGUGGUGAUCAGCCCCAACCAGCAUUCGGCUACGUUCGUCCUUGGCUCGCAGCAAUCCGUCGGAAGUAGCGUCAGUACAGGUGCUCAUCCUGAAUCCGGUGGCCAUUUCGUGGGAUCGGUCUCACAGGAUAGUGCGUCGGCGGCAGCUUUGAGUGCUGGCCGACCAUCCUACCAGAUGGGUCAGGUGUUGGACCUUGACUCACCUCAUGACCCGGCAAAUCUGGGCCCAUCGGUUCAGGUGAAGCCACAGGACAUCAUCAAAACGACUAGCGUGCGGUUCCCGAGUGAAUCCGACGAUAAGUACGACAACGCGCCCAUCAUCAGUGGUACGCAUAAAUCUGAGGUCCUACCACCGAACGGACACUCGGCGCCGGUACGUUCCGAUCAGAUGGUCGUGUUUCCACCCAAUCAGGACAUCGCCAGCACACUGCAUGAGGUUUCGAACCGCAUCGUGUUCGAUUCCCCAUCCGCACCGAGUGAAACGCUCAAUCGUAACGAGCUCUCAGUAGCGCCGAAUCCUCACUAUCCUUCCGAUCUGCCUGAACAGCUGACACCUCCGUCGUCACCGGAACGACCGGAAUUGGGUAAACCACGUCCGAGACCACCGGUACCCUCGCAAGGACCUCCCUUCCGGUAUAGCGAAAUCCAACGCCGUCCACCAACGUACCCAAGCGAUCGACCCGUACAUCGGCCUACACUAACACUGCCAAACAUUUUGCCACAGUUCCGGCCGAACGCUAAGAUAUCCCAAGGACAUCCGCCAUACCCGAAGGACUCGGGUGUGUACCGUGUGCCGAUCAAGGCGGGACCACCACUGAGAAAACCGGCCACAUUCAAUCACCCACCAGGGACGACGGCCUUGCGAAGGACACCACUGCCUACGCGGCUCAUGACACGGCUUAGUCCUUCACCAAGCCGAGCUCAAUUGCCACCGGUGUCGGCUGAACUGGAAAAUCGUCGGUAUUAUCGACUUCCACCUCUACCGCCACAGCCAACUUUGCUUAAAGAUCGUGUGUACAAUAUCCAACCGACGAGACUACAACCACCACCGCCGCCACCACCACCAGUGGCGACUUCCUCGGAAAAGCCCAAUGAACCGCUCGAAGACAGCGAGUUCCAUCGCAAUCCACCACAGAUCCUGCGUAACAUCCUGAAGGACGAUCUACAGCAGCAGUCACAGCAACGACCCAAGCUCGAGCCGGUCGUUACGCUGCAGAUGUUGCAGUCGAAGAAGCAGAUUGGCACUUCGCCACCCGGUCAGGACUCGCAGGUGAAGGAUAAUACGCCACAAGCCCCACAACAACAGCCCGACGGUGCCAGCAAGGAACGUCCGGUGUACGUCGUGUAUCCGGUCAAAAGCACGCCGGUUCGGUUAGAUGGAAACCCGAACGGGGAUGCGUUGGGUCAUCGGGGUGAGCAACCGCCCUUGGUCAAGGUCAUCAGCCCGGGUACGGAGUACCAGAACACACCGUUCUCGAUCGCGUCCCACUUCGAGCAGGAACCGAUUCUGACGGCGAAACACCGGAAACCGAAUCCACACGGUAAGCUCAGCUUCCCGUACAGCCUCGAGAAGCCGGAUCCGGUGGCGUUGACACAACCACUGGACCGGAAGCCGGAAGCUGUGCAGGACCUUGCAGAAUCCGACACCGAGUACAACCUGGGCGAAGAACCGUCUGUGAUUGGUUUGCGUGAUCAGGAUCAGGACCUAAUCUCGAGCAAACUGCAGCGAUUCCAGACGGACAGCACACCGAUCGCGAUCGCGUACACACCCACGGAGUCGAGCCCACUGCAGCGUUACAGCAAACCGGCCUUUACCGGAGUGUCACAGGCGACGAACAACUUCUACUACUCACCGUACGGUGAAACGCAAACCGAGGUGUCAUACCUGAAGAUCGAUGAUGUGGACGAGUUCGGGAACCCGUCGCGCCGGUACGAGCAAAGUUUCCAGGCACCGUUCCAGGCCAGCAUGAGCCUCGAUCCGGUCAAGGUGACCAACCCGUAUGAGGGCUGGGCAGUGGUUACAUCAUCACCGCAGGCGCUCAAGCUCCAGCAGCAGGUGCAGCAACAACCGCAGCAAAAUACGGUCCAUUCAGAGUCCUCCGUGGUGCACAAGCACAUGAGUAGUGGCCCUAAUACGAUCGAUCGGUCUGAUUUGGGUGACACGACGUCCACUGGAUCGGGUGAUGAAGGUGAUGAGCAUCGUGGAACACCGUCGGAGACCUCUUCAAGUUCGUUCGAUGCGGACAGCUUCCAGCCAGAGCUACAAGGUGGCUUCCGGCCAAUCUAUGGUGCGGAUAUAAAGCUGAGCGAGCAGCUAAACCCGGAUCCUCAGCGUUCAAAUGUUGUUGAUCUGUUUGCGGACGAGGAACCCGUGCGUGGUACGGACGAACCACCGAAGAAUGUCACGACAAAGCUUCAACCAGUAGAACCGAGGCCAAAAGUGGUGAAAAAGGAGGAACCAGACAGUGGGAUGGGCCUGGAUCUAGAAGCAUUCUUCGAUCAGAUCACUAAGGAUUACGAUGACGGUGAGGCCGAUCUGGACGAUGUGACUAUGAGCGAGGAAACGACGAAUGAGACGAUACCGCGUGAGGAUGACGAGAGUCAGUACCGACAGGCGGGUGAAGGACGAAGCAACACGGGGUCAGUUGAGUUGGUUAGCUCGAGUUCUUCUACUGCUGCACCACGUGCCGACGAAGAAACCUCAACGAAAGCAACGUGA
Molecule: messenger RNA, 4404 nt
Organism: Anopheles nili
Lineage: Eukaryota; Metazoa; Arthropoda; Insecta; Diptera; Culicidae
Product: proline-rich protein 36
Exons: 1
Coding region: 1-4404 (1467 amino acids)
Source: RefSeq, a predicted model, not a curated record